This is a messenger RNA of Pollicipes pollicipes, 471 nucleotides long. RefSeq names its product zinc finger protein 83-like. The coding region runs from base 1 to 471 and encodes 156 amino acids. NCBI's taxonomy places the organism in Eukaryota, Metazoa, Arthropoda, Thecostraca, Pollicipedomorpha, Pollicipedidae. The record is from RefSeq and is a predicted model, not a curated record. The transcript has 3 exons.
AUGUCUUUGGGUCUCAAGGGGCCGCUGUUCUGCGAUGUCUGCGGUCGCAAGUACUUCCACGUGAGCUCCCUGGCGCUGCACAAGAAGGUUCAUGAAGGCCUGACGACGUGCGUCAUCUGUGGCAAGGUCUCCAGCAAGGUGGCCAACCUGCGCAGACACCUGGAGAACUCACACAAACUGUCCCAGGAAGAGAUACGGCGCUUGGUUCCGUCGGCCGGCCUGUCCGCUGUUCCAGAGGGCGAGCGGUGCCGGUACCAGUGUGACCUGUGCGGUCACGUUUACCGGCGGCGCGACUCUCUGACCGACCAUCGGCUCCACCAUCUGGGACGGACCGCCUGCCACGUCUGCGGUGCCGUGUACAGCACGGUGCGCAGCCUUCGCCGCCACCUGCGCGACGUGCACCGGCUGCCGGCCGACGAGGUGCGCCGCAACACGGAGCUGGACGCCCCGGCCGGCCCUGCGCCGCUCUGA